This is a messenger RNA of Eremomyces bilateralis CBS 781.70, 1944 nucleotides long. RefSeq lists its product as uncharacterized. The record is from RefSeq and is a predicted model, not a curated record. Bases 116 to 1792 code for a protein of 558 amino acids. Gene Ontology annotation, molecular function: RNA binding. Gene Ontology annotation, biological process: mRNA cis splicing, via spliceosome. Gene Ontology annotation, cellular component: precatalytic spliceosome. The transcript has 4 exons. Lineage: Eukaryota; Fungi; Ascomycota; Dothideomycetes; Eremomycetales; Eremomycetaceae.
UAAUUAAUACAGUAAAUUUCCUCCCAGCAUAAACUAAUAAGUACACUUGAGCUUCUCCGACAACGUGCAUUCCGAUUCCUAUUUUUGCGACAGUCUUUACAUAUCACGGGCCCAGAUGGCGUCCAGCGAGAAGAGCUCCGCUCCCAAGAUCCCCGGCGGAGGGCUCUCACUCUAUGCGCAUUUACUAGAUCCAAAAUCCAAGGAAGAGGGGGGAGGAGGGUCCGGCGUCAUAUCGCGCGGUCCAGUCAUUUUCAAGAAAGAUGAACAGACGGAGGAAGAGGCGCUAGAAGCCGCGAAGAAGCAGAACAUUGCCGGGGAUUGUUCCCGUUGCAAUCCAGCAGCCGCUCUCCGUUUUCAACCGAUGAGAAGACCACAAGUACAGAAGGCCAAAGUGAAGCCCGCAUUCCCCAAAGUUCCGACGGCGCCUGCGCAGGCGACCGCGGCGCAGGCGUCGAGCGAUGGCCCUGCUGCACCCGCGAUACCUCGAAGCACCCUGGCGGAUUGGGCCGGGGAGGAGGAGGACGACGAUUACGCAUACGUCGAGAAAAAGCAGCAGCAGCGGAAGAAGAAGCGAAAGAAGAACAAGCACGGCGACGCGCCUCUCGCGCAGAACUGGGACGACAUCUACGAUCCGAUGCGGCCGAACAACUAUCAGGAGUACAGGAAGAGCGACGAGCAGUACCGCGCGAUUUCGGAGUGGAAGCAGAGGCUUCAUGCGCACCAGCUGGCGCGGCGGCGAUCGGCAUCUGCGUCUAGCGAUGAGGGGACGUUCAAUCGCAAUGCCCGGUUCGCCCCCCCUUCUAACUACAACUUCGCGCCGCCGCCGAACCUCGACGCUACCGCCGACGAAACUAUGGGAGGCACAAGUCUGGCAACUGGCGACGAUGCUUACCUUCGACGUAUGCGCUUGAGCGGCGUAGGGACCGAGGCGGGCGACGAGAUAUCGAUUUCACAGCCGACACUCGGUCAACAGAACCAAGUACCGGAUAUACCGCCGCCACCUUCAAGUACCUCACCCCUACCCCCGCCGCCUCCCUCCGCACCUUCCGGCCCACCCCCCGAGCCAAACACCGCCGGCGCGAUCAUCGCGCGUGCCCCCGUCCGCUACAACCUCCCCCUACCCCCCUCAAACGUCCCCUCCACCGAUGCAGAACUACAAGCGGCGAUCAACGCAAAUGACGAGCUAGACGACGCGCCCCCCUCGCCGUCCGAGGAACCGCCCGCCCGCUCGAACCGGCCGGGCCAAGCGGGCUUCGCGGAGCGCCUGCUGCGAAAGCAGGGCUGGGCGCCAGGGCAGGGGCUCGGCGCGGAGGGGACAGGGAUCACAAAGGCGCUGCACGUCAAGGUGGAGAAGCGCAAGGUCGCGCGGACGGAUGAGGAGGGGGUGGUGUCGGUGUCGUCGUCGAGUAGGGGGAAGAUCAUCGGGGGGAAGAAGGGAAAGGCGGCGAAAGAGGAGGAGAGCGAGUUUGGGAAGCUGAGUGAGGUGGUGCGGUUGGAUGGGAUGCUGGCGGGGAUGAGCCGAGAGGCCAUUGUAGCGGAAGAGGCGGAGGGGAUGCUGGGCGAGAUUGGAGAGGAGUGCGGGGCGAAGUACGGUCGAGUCGAGCGUGUGUUCGUUGACAAGGAUGGACUCGACGAGAGCGGUGGGAUGGGAGCACCGGUGUUCGUGAAAUUCACGGCGCCGUUGAGCGCCUUGCGGGCUGUAAACGCGCUCGAAGGGCGGAUCUUUAAUGGAAACAAGAUCAAAGCUCGGUUCUUUGACGUGGUCGAUUUCGAGAAGGGCAAGUAUUCGUGAACCGGAUCAGGGGGUUUGCGCUCGACUGAUUCUCGCCAAAUGCUUUCACAGCUGGCAGGCACUUCUCAUCGGACUGAUCUGUUCUAAUUCCAUACCCCACGUUAAUUUUAUGCAUGUACAUCAUAUCCGUGCCCUUCAUCGUUAAGGUGAAU